AUGCAAAUCAUGCAGACACUGAGGAAAAGUUAUGGCAUGCCUUGGUUGUCGGCAGCGAAAACUCAAGUGCACCGUCUUAAUCUGCCGCACGAGGAUAAGAUUAACGGCGCUCUUGAGGAAGGCGAACCAAUGGAGCUUGCGCCUUCCAGCAUAGCGUUGUCUCACCAGAGCGACCGUGAGCACAUUCGUUUCCUCGAAAGGCAAAGCAUGCUGCUAGCGAAAACAGAAACGUAG
Baudoinia panamericana UAMH 10762 is the source of this 234-nucleotide messenger RNA. RefSeq lists its product as uncharacterized. Lineage: Eukaryota; Fungi; Ascomycota; Dothideomycetes; Mycosphaerellales; Teratosphaeriaceae. The record is from RefSeq and is a predicted model, not a curated record. The transcript has a single exon. The coding region runs from base 1 to 234 and encodes 77 amino acids.